Messenger RNA from Ustilago hordei, 1377 nucleotides. RefSeq lists its product as uncharacterized. The transcript has a single exon. Bases 1 to 1377 code for a protein of 458 amino acids. The record is from RefSeq and is a predicted model, not a curated record. Gene Ontology annotation, molecular function: structural constituent of ribosome. Lineage: Eukaryota; Fungi; Basidiomycota; Ustilaginomycetes; Ustilaginales; Ustilaginaceae. Gene Ontology annotation, cellular component: mitochondrial small ribosomal subunit.
AUGGCUUCUGCUGCCCGCAUCGGUAGCUCUUUGCGGCUGAUGGCUUCUGCUCCCCUCGUUGGCCCAUCUCGCAACUUCAGGACUUCCGCAAUCGCUUCGGCAGCCGCCAAGAAACCAGCCGCAGUCAAGAAGAAAGCCGUCGUCAAGAAGAAGGCCGCUCACUCGGGACCUCGCUCUACCGGUGGUCGUCGCAAAGGAGGUGCCGAUUCCUCUGUGGGCCUUUCCAAGACAUCCGAGUUCCACAUCGGGUCUCCUGACAUGUCGCAUCUGCCCCUUCUUCACGCCGAAAGUCUCACCCGCGCCUCUGCCGACCAGACUUUUGCAUUCUCCGAGGAGACCCUUUCUGCAUUCAAAACCUUCGGAUUGCCGCAGGAGCUUGAACGCGAGCUCGCUACACAACCCAAACCUCGCUCCCUCGUCCGACAACAAACCCUCGACGUCCUCGACAAACUCGAUGCAGCAGCAAAAGACAACAAAGGAACAAGCAUCAUUCUCGAUGGCAGCCGGGGAUCUGGAAAGUCGAUGCUCCUGGUUCAAUCUAUCGCCUACGCUCUUGACGAUGGAUGGGUGGUCAUCUCGGUUCCACGCGCUAUCAACUUGAUCAACUCGUCAACUUUGUACACCUACAACGCUCAGCACAAGGCAUACCUUCAACCUGAAGCGACCAGAGCACUCCUUUCUGCCAUCCUCAAGGUCAACAGUGGUGCUUUGAAAACGAUCAAGACUACGGAAGCUUUUGAGGUUGAAGGUGAAAAGGUUGAAGCAGGCACUUCACUUGAUGUUCUUCUAAAGCGCGGAACGGGGGACUCUUCAUCAGCAGCAACAACACAGACCAUCCUGGAAGCCACCUUCAAGACUCUCUGCACUCAAACCGAACGUCCCGUUCUAGUAGCUGUCGAUGACGCUCAAUCCUUGUUCCGAACAACACUGUACAAAGAUCCCGAUUUCUUGCCUCUGGAAUCGUACGAAUUGGGUCUUGCUCGUGCCCUUCUCUCCCUGCUCACCUCAUCCGCUAUCAAGCGGGGUGCCUUCAUCUCGGCCCUCUCAACAACGCAUACCGAGUUUCUCUCGCCACCUGAACUCCAGAUCGCACUUGCAGAAAAGACUUGGUCAAAACUUACGACUCAAGCCGUCAACGCAUACACAAAGCUCACACCACAGCAUCUCGAACAUGCGAGACAGGUGGUAAAGAAGGCCGAUGUUGUUGAUACGAGUAAGCCACUGUCGAAGCAGGAGGCGGCGGCGAUCUUUGCGCAGUUGAAGGAGGAGAGAAGACAUUGGAGCGCAGUGAAUGAUGAGUUGUUUUUGGAGAAGUUGGUCGAGACGAACGGCAACGCGAGGUUGUUUAGUAAGAGUUUGGUUUCGACGCUUUUGUAA